AUGGAGCGGCCCCGCUGGCCGAGCGCUUCCCGCGGCGGGAAGGCACCGCGGAAGAGGCGGUGUCCGUCCCCGCUGCCCGGGGCGGCCCCUCUCCCGGUUAGGGCCGGCGCCUCCCAGCCCUGCCGGCGGCGCCUCUUCGGGAGUGUGGGCCUCUGGCGGCCGGAGCCCGCCAGUCUGAAGGGAAAGUCCAGUUUGAAAACCCUACCAAAAAUUAAAGAAAAUCUUGAAGUCACCAAAGUGAGCAGUUCAUGCAACCAAAGCAAUCAAGUGAAUGUCAAAGAGACAACAGACUUGGAAAAAAAUGAAGAGAAAAUAGAAGAAAGCGCUGUACCACUGAAGGAAUCCCUGACAAUCAACUUUGAAAGUAAAGAAAGUUUGAAAAAUGAUGAAGUGACUUCAAGUACAGGAAUGACUCUUCCCACAGGUGUUUCAACCUUUCUCCUAGAGUGUUUAGAUGUAGACUCAAGUGCAGAUUAUAACACAGGUGCUAGUGUCAGCCUGAACAGUUUCUCAUCCCCCGAGACGUUCAGAGAUGAUGAUUCAGAAGAAAGAAGUAAUUUUCACCCUGAGAACAAGAACUCAACUCUCCUGGACUCCAGCAAAGCAGUGGCCAUAGAUAAGAUACCACAGAUCUCAAAUCUUUCAGCAAUAUUAGAACCUGUAGUGGAUGCUUUUCAAGAUCAAAACAUUAGAAGUCAGCUGUGGUCUUUGUCUCGAAGUGAAUUAAUUUGUUGGAAAUUUAUCACAGGAAAAAAAGUCUGUAAAAUUACAGCUGCAACAGAGGGAACUCCAGACCUAAAAACUGGUAUGCGCUGUUCUUCACCGUUAGGACCGGAAAGAAAGCCUGACAAUCAAACUGCUGAAACCAAAAAGCUGAAGUGUAAGAGAAAAGGAAGAAAACCCAAUACAGCAGGAGAAGGUUCAUCGUCGUUCCGUCAGCUCGAUGCCCCAGGAAAUGCUUCGGCCAAAGCAGGGGGGUUGACAGAAGUACUGCCACCCCAACGGACAGGGGCUGUGAUGCAGAGGAGUUCAACUAUGCUGAUCAUGGAGGAGAAUAAAGCCGUAAAAAACCUUUGUUUUUAUCAGCCUGUGAAGCCAGAUGCUGUGUGUGGCAGACCAAAACUCUGCUCCAUCAUUAGGACUUCUCCAUGCCACAGGCUUCGCCCAAUUCCAGUUAACACCCAGCCGUUCCGCCUUCCCGAAGGUCUGCCUGAAGAUAGUAUUACGAAUAUCAAAAAUUGGACCUGCUGUAAACCAAGAUGAGACAUCUACAUUUCAGCAGGACUCCACAGAAGAAAUAACUGUCUUGCUACUGUGGAAGGAAGGUGAAAAAGAAUUAAUAACCAGCAAUUAAUGGUUGUAUUUUUUUUUGGCAUGUACAUUGUUUGAAAUUUCAUAUAAUGCUUUGCAGUAAUAUUCCAGUACUUAAUAUUAAAUUAUUUUGUACAAGCAA
Molecule: messenger RNA, 1453 nt
Organism: Calidris pugnax (ruff)
Lineage: Eukaryota; Metazoa; Chordata; Aves; Charadriiformes; Scolopacidae
Gene: MEIKIN
Product: meiotic kinetochore factor
Exons: 13
Coding region: 1-1263 (420 amino acids)
Biological process (GO): meiosis I sister chromatid cohesion; female meiosis chromosome segregation; meiotic sister chromatid cohesion, centromeric
Cellular component (GO): kinetochore
Source: RefSeq, a predicted model, not a curated record